This is a messenger RNA of Hydra vulgaris (swiftwater hydra), 2420 nucleotides long. RefSeq lists its product as uncharacterized. Lineage: Eukaryota; Metazoa; Cnidaria; Hydrozoa; Anthoathecata; Hydridae. The record is from RefSeq and is a predicted model, not a curated record.
CCUUCACCUUGCUAAAAAGAGUAUUUAAAGUGGGAUUUUUUUUAAAGUUUUUUAAAAAGUUAUGUCUGACAAAAAUCUAGGAUAUACUCUGAGGUGCCAAAUAAACGUAUCCGCUCGUAUACUUAUAAUAUAAUGUAAUAGCGCUAUUAUACACCUGAAAUUAAGAACCUCCAAUCCCUCAAGGUUGUUAUUUAUGCUCACUCCAAAUUCCGAAGCAUUAGGGAUAUUUUUUUGUUUUAUCUAUGGAUUUGAAACGGAGUAUACCAUAAUAUAAUUUAAAAUAUUCAUUUUUUGUAUUGUUUAGAUCAUGUUUAAACAAAAAAUAAAUAAAAGGUAUGCAGCUCGAUCAAACUUUAUCAGAAGAAAUGUUAAGAAGCAUUUAGAAGAAUUAGAAACUUCGAAUAGUAGCAUGCAAAUAAGAUUGAAAGACUUGCAACAAAAUGAAAUUUUAUCUUGCACCAGCAGCAGUGGGCAGAAUUUGGUUGACGGGAGCAAAAGUAUAGAUUUUGAAAUAACAGAUAAUCAAUUUAAAAGUGAAACAAAUGAUGUUGAGCAAAAUACAAAUACUGUUGAACUUACGAAUGACUCUUUCUCUCCACUGAGUUCAUCCGAUGAGAAUGGCAAUAACUAUUACCCAUCUUGUUCAAAUGAUUGUGAUGCAAACGAGCAUAAUGAAAAUUUACAGGACUUGCUUGCAACUUGGUCUGUAAAGCAUAACAUAAGACAUACUGCUUAAUCUGAAUUAUUACUUAUUUUUGGUCGAUAUCAUCCCUUACCAAAAGAUGCUAGAACUGUUUUAAAAACCAAGAAACUUGAUUAUAUAACUGUAAUGUAUAAUAUCCACAAUAAUUGUGGUGAAUAUGUUUAUAUAGGACUUAAAAAACAGUUAAUAAAAUUAAUGGAAAAUGCAAACAAAGUAACAAUAUAUGGAGACUAUUGUUUCGGUUUAGCAUUGAUGGGUUGCCACUUUUUAAAAGUUCUGCAAAGCAAUUUUGGCCAAUACUUUGUUCAGUAAAUUAUGAUGGAACUACCUAUAAACUUUUUGCAGUUCGCUUGUUUUGUGGAAGUAGUAAACCAAUAACAGCGGACGUUUUUUAUAUGAUUUUGUUGCAGAGGUUAAAAAAUUUGAGAAGCAAGGAUUUGUUGCAGCAGGUUCUUUUUUUACAAUAGCUGUGAAUGCUUUUAUAUGCAAUGCACCUGCUCGAGCAUUUGUUAAAGGUAUAACAAGCCACAAUGGCUAUUAUGGGUGCGAAAGGUGUAUUCAAGUUGGAGAAUAUGUUGAAAGAAAAGUUACAUUUCCAGAGUUGUAUGCAGAGAAGCGAACAGAUGCCUCAUUUUUUAAUCGUCAACAAAAACAGCAUCAUAAAAAAAAUAUUAUAUCACUACUUCUAGAGCCUAAUAUUGGACAUGUUUCUCAAUUUACUUUGGAAUAUAUGCAUCUUGUAUGCCUUGGUGCGACUUGGUGAAAUUGUUAUUGCAUUGGCUUCGUGGCUCACGAAACGUUAAAAUAAGCGAAGGAAAUGCUGAUACUAUAUCUAAAGAGAUGAUUAGCUUAGUUAAUUGUAUUCCUUUUGAGUUUUCCAGAAAACCACGGUCUCUCAAAGAAAUAAGUUGAUGGAAAGCCACGGAAUUUAGACUUUUUUUAUGUUACGUUGGUCCGGUUGUUUUAAGGAACCACUUACCAUCGAAAAUAUACCAUCAUUUUAUGCUUUUAAAUGUUGCUAUUUCGAUACUAGCUAAUCCAGAUGCAUCUUAUAUUUAUUUUUAUUAUGCUGAAAAACUAUUAAUAAUGUUUGUUAAAGAACUCUCUAGUUUGUAUGGUGUUAGUUCGUUAAGUUACACUUUGCAUAGUCUUAUUCACAUAUGUGAUGAUGUUAGACGUUUAGGCGCUCUUGAUAAUUUUAGCGCAUUCCCAUUUGAGAACAUGCAUGGCUCAAUGAAAAAAAUGAUAAGAACUGGCCGAUUGCCACUAAGACAAUUGUGUCAGCGUUUAUCUGAGCAAAGUUUUGCUUUUUUGGAUGAACCGAAAUUAUUAGAACCGACAUUGCGUAAAACUCACCACCAAGGUCCAACUCUUACCUUUACAGAAGUACAAUAUAAACAACUUAAAUUUUCUAGUUGUCUUUUUUCUACCGAAAAAGCAAACCGAUGCGCGUUAUUAAAUGAUGGAAAAGUUGUUGUAAUUUGCAAUAUUAUUGACUCAGAGCAUGAUGGAAUAAUUAUUAUUUGUCGCAUUUUUAAAAUAAUAACAAAUUUUUACAGUUAUCCAUGCGAUUCAUCAAAACUUAAUGUCUUCAAAGUUGAUCAGUGGUCAGAACAAUAUUCAUAUUUUCCAUUAUCGUCAAUCUUUAAAAAAUGUUUAUUGCUGCAGAGAAAAAAUUAUUUUGUAGUUUUUCUUUUCCUUUAUUGUUUAAAGUUUA